Molecule: messenger RNA, 1410 nt
Organism: Gastrolobium bilobum
Lineage: Eukaryota; Viridiplantae; Streptophyta; Magnoliopsida; Fabales; Fabaceae
Exons: 2
Coding region: 1-1410 (469 amino acids)
Source: RefSeq, a predicted model, not a curated record
AUGGCAGAAAAUCAUGUGCCACCACCACAGAGGACACUGGGAGAUUACAUGACUCCCACAGUCAUUCCACCGAUUGGGAGUGUUGUUCGACCAACUGUGGAGCCUAAUAAUUUUGAGUUGAAACCUGCACUAGUACAAUUGGUGCAGAAGGAACAAUUUGCUGGUACCAGUGUAGAAGAUCUAUAUUUGCACAUUGAAAAUUUCUUACUGUUAAGUGAUACGGUGAAGAUCUAUGGUGUGACUAGAGAUGCCAUCUUAUUAAGGUUGUUCACUCAUUCACUGAAGGAUGAUGCAAGAAGAUGGUUACAAUCAUUAUUACCUCAAGGGAGUAUCGCAACUUGGGAUGAUCUUCAGACUAAGUUCUUAGCCUGGUUCUUUUCAGCAUCUAAGAAGGAAAAGUUGAAGGAUGAGAUUACAGGGUUCAAACAGAAAGAAUCAGAGUCUAUCUAUGAAGCCUGGGAGAAGUUCAAGACAUUUUUGAGGAAAUGUCCACAACAUGGAAUCGAAGUGUGGAAUCAAGCAGCAAUAUUUCUCCAAGGGUUGACAACCAACACUAGGACAUUGGUGAAUGCCACAACUGGUGGUUCACUAACAACCAAGACUCCUCAGAAAGCCCUUGACAUCUUUGAAUCUCUGGCAUCUCAAAAGUUUGACAAUGCUCCAGUUAGUGACAGAAGAACGGGAAUUAUAAAACUUGAUGGUUAUGAUGCUCUGUUAGCCAAGAAUGAUCAGAUGAUGCAAAUACAAAAACAACAACAACAACAGCUGGAUGCUCUCACUAAGCAGCUAUCUUCACAAAAGGUUGCUUAUGUAGAAACUAAUUCUGUGUGUGCAAUUUGUGGGAAAAGCCAUGUUACAGAUGAUUGUGAUUAUGGGGGAUCUGUUGAACAGGCAGAAGUGAAUGGGGUAUGGUAUGAUCAAAGGAAACAUAACAACCAGGGGCGAAAUGUAUAUGUUCCACCAUGGAAGAAUAAUAAUCAACACCCAGGAUUCAGUUACAGUUCUAAUCAUCAGUUGAAUCCUCCACUGCAUCCUCCUCCAUCACAUUCUUCACAACAAGGUGAUACUUCUGCUUGGGAGAAAGCUUUUUCCCGGCUAUCAAAGACCACUCAAGAUUAUAUACAAGGGUCAGAUUCUUUCAGGGAAGAAACUUUUGCAUUCAUGCAAGAGACAAAAACAUCAUUCAGGAACCAAGAAGCAUCCAUCCGGAAUUUGGAGACCCAAAUUGAAGAAAAAGUUAAGGAAGACAAGAAAGAAGAUGAGGUAGUUGUGGAAAACAAUUCUUCACCCAAGAAGUUGAUGAAGUGGGAGAAGAAGAAAAUGGCUGACAAGCAAGACCAGCCAGUUAAUCUAUCUACAUAUGCCAAAGUUCCCUAUCCUCAGAGGUUGAAGCAAGAAAUUCAGAAAUAA